AUGACUUCAGAAAAUGGCUUUGUGCAAGCAGCUAUUCCACACUUUGAUGGUCACUAUGACCAUUGGAGCAUGCUCAUGGAGAACUUCUUGAGAUCCAAAGAAUAUUGGACGGUUGUUGUUUCUGGCGUAGUAGAACCUGCAGCAGAUGUUGAGUUGUCAGACGGGCAAAAGACGGAGCAGGAAGGACUAAAGCUGAAGGAUCUCAAAGCAAAGAAUUAUCUUUUCCAAGCAAUUGACCGAUCAAUUUUGGAAACCAUUCUUUGCAAGGACACUGCAAAGCAUAUUUGGGAUUCCAUGAAGAAGAAAUACCAAGGUACAACAAGAACAAAGAGGCAGCAGCUUCAAUCACUUCGUUCGGAGUUUGAAUUACUUCGAACGAAAUCAGGAGAGUCAGUUACAGACUACUUUUCAAGAAUGAUGGCUAUCGUUAAUAAGAUGCGGAUUCAUGGAGACAAGACAACAGAUGUCACCGUUGUUGAGAAGAUUCUUCGAUCCUUGACACCAAAAUUUAAUUUUGUUGUCUGUUCGAUAGAAGAAGCAAAUGAUGUGGAUGAACUUUCAAUUGAUGAAUUGCAAAGUUCCUUGUUGGUUCAUGAGAAAAAAAUUAACCAGCAGAAGAAAGAAGAACAAGCAUUGAAGGCUGUAUCCGAAAAUCACACCAUAUCUAGUGGAGGUGAUAAAGGACGAGAUAGAGGAAGACAUCGAGGCAGAGGAGGCAAAAAUAACUAUGAUCGGGUGAACCAACAAAAUUAUCAGCAUCAAGAAAGUUAUUUUCAAGGAAGAGGAAGAGGACGUGGAGGCCAUCAAUUAACAAAGUCAUGA
This is a messenger RNA of Lathyrus oleraceus (garden pea), 822 nucleotides long. RefSeq lists its product as uncharacterized. The transcript has a single exon. Lineage: Eukaryota; Viridiplantae; Streptophyta; Magnoliopsida; Fabales; Fabaceae. Bases 1 to 822 code for a protein of 273 amino acids. The record is from RefSeq and is a predicted model, not a curated record.